Messenger RNA from Gigantopelta aegis, 3527 nucleotides. RefSeq names its product translation initiation factor IF-3-like. Gene Ontology annotation, molecular function: ribosome binding; translation initiation factor activity. NCBI's taxonomy places the organism in Eukaryota, Metazoa, Mollusca, Gastropoda, Neomphalida, Peltospiridae. Bases 88 to 903 code for a protein of 271 amino acids. The transcript has 3 exons. Gene Ontology annotation, cellular component: mitochondrion. Gene Ontology annotation, biological process: ribosome disassembly; mitochondrial translational initiation. The record is from RefSeq and is a predicted model, not a curated record.
CUAUUAUACCACAAACAACAAUGUCUGCGCCCAUUGUAAUUGUUUGAAGUUUUAAUUUGACUUGUGUUCCUGCAUUAUUUUGAUAUAAUGGCGUGCUUGAUCAACAACUACCGAUUAAUUGUCUUUAAAAAAAUACAGCAGUGUGCAACUCUGAGGCGUCCUCAGUUCGCGUUAAACACUUCACGUCAACACUUCAAGAAUACCUGUUUGACUCCGGGUUCCUCUAGACCAUUUUCAUCUCACAAACAUCAACAAGCAAAACCAUAUCCUAUGCAGUUGCUUGACAGAAAGCAACAGCCUUUUAACAACUUUGGAGAUUUCAGUUUUCAGAAUUUUUCCUCAACUGCAUGUGCUUUAGUCAAGAGAAAACCUGUUGCUGUCACCGAAAAGGUGAAUGCAGACAUACCGUCAAGGAAUACGACAGUUCAAGUUUUUGACACAUCUGACAAACUUAUAGGUAAAAUGACUUUUGCGAAAGCUGAAGAGCUGGCCAAGCGAGAUGAAAUGAAACUUGUGGAUGUUGGCAAAAAUGUUGAUCGAGUUCCGUGUUUUAAACUUAUGACCGGAAAGCAGCUGUUUGAAGAAGACAUGAAGCAGAAAGGUACAAAAAAGCAGGAAGGUGUUAAAAAGGACAAGGAGUUUCGUAUUAAAAUAAACAUCUCGGAGCAUGACCUGGAAGUGAAGCUGAACCAAAUUAAGGUGACACUGACAAAAGGGAUGAAUGCAAAAAUUGUUGUGAAAGGAGACCGGAGGACUGCUGAGUCAGAAGUCAAUCAGCUGCAGAGCAGUUUAUUGAAGAAAAUUACAGAAAGUGUCCAGGAUCUGGCGACUGUGAAGAAAGCAUCGAAGACAACAAGUGACCUGAUGUUUUUCCUCAAGGCCAAUGAUCAGACGGAGAGUUGAGCACAACACAAUCUGUCAGUUAAAACAUUGAUUAAAACAUAUAGCAGUGUGUUGAAGACUGAUGUUAAGAUACUAUGUAAUGCAGGCUGUCAAGUGUCCCUCUUUUCCUCUACUUUCCCUACUUUUUUUAAAUUUGAGACAAUUUUUUUUACAUAAAUAGAUAAUUAUUGAGAAUUGUUUGUUGAAGUAUAUUUUUAGAUUUUGUGAAAUUAUGAUGGAUCUAGGCUGGAUUCCUCUUGAAGAGACUUGAGACUGAAAUGUCAUACGCCUAAUCAGAGUUCCAAAAGAGCGAUGCAUUCAGCUUGGACUGGAUUCCAGCACUUCCGGACCAGGGCCCCAUUCCACGAACAAAUUGUAGCCAAGGUUAAUUGUAGUGAUUUAAGGUGAGUUUUACAGCUGACACCGUAAACUUUACAGCUGUUCGACAAAGCAACCGUAUGGUAGUUGUAAGUGCCCCUUUAAUUAUUAAUAGAUUCUUUGCAAAGAAGUGCGAAUUAGUUAAAUAAUAAAUUGUUUACCGAGUUUUCGGAACAUGUUGGAUGUAUUCAUUAGUAUAGGACAACCAUGAAGUAACUUUGUCAAUUUAUUCGGUAAGUGAUAAUUGUCGAAUGCAUAAGACAUGAGAGUUAUCUCACUUAUUUUCAUGUGAAGGUCGUUAUGCCUAGACUGUUUUUCAUCGAUCACAGAGUUUCAUAAAAGGUAUUUGGUAUAUAUUAGAUCCAUUUUUACACAAAGAGAUAUCAUCAUCUAGCUGCCAUUUGACAACUACGUUAGUGGCCUACAACUGCCUCGUACCAAUUGUAAAUUUUCACUGUAAUUUACGAUGAUAGUAAGCUACGCCGCGUUGUGGAAUGGGCUGACAAUCGUAGAAAAAAUUUAAGGUCUCAAUGGUAGGUAUUUACGACAAUAGUAGGGCUAAGAUCGCUUCGUUGAACAGGGCCCUGGAGGUGGUGUUGGCAGAAUCAAAGAUGGCAGAUAGUAGUCCAUUCACAUGCAAACUCAGAACUAUUGAACCCAAUUUAUGCAAUGCUCUAAAAACAACGAUGGAACUAUUUUUAACAACCAAGUAGAGCUUAUGUUUAAAUUUUGCUCCAUUGGUUUGAUUUUAUUACUAGUUCCCACUGAAUUCCAGUCACCCAUUCGAGCACUCCUAAUGCAGCUGCAUGCUGGUAAACAAAAUCGGCUGAAAUGUUCUGAAUACUUUUUAUUUUAAUAGACUGGUUGGCUCCCAAAUGUUCCCAGAAAACACAUAUUGGUAUGGCUGCAUAUUAUACAUACCAGAGAACCAUAAAAUGCAUACCCUGUGGCACUGAUCAUAUUUGGUCUCAAGUUUUCUUCAAGAUGGCUCAAGCCAGAAGAUUCUAUCAGUGAGUAACAUUGAAAUAAGAAGACAAGUGGUAAGUUUAUUAGAAAAAUCUCUACUUUUUUGGUAGACAUUCCUAGUCCUAUUUUUCCCCUUACUUUUUCAUAAAAGACCACUUGACAGCCUGUGUAAUGUUUUUGUUUUUUUAUCUCUCAGGUGUCAUAAUUAAUAAAUUACCAGUAUGUAAUCUGAAUAUCGGAUCCAAGAUAUAAUUUGAUUCCCAUCCUAAUAUUUCCCCACAACUGCUGUAUUAGAUAUUGUGGUAAUGUGCUGUCCUGCCUAUGGGAAAGUAUAUACAAAAGAUCCCUUGUUACCAUUUCUGAAGAGUGAACGUAGCUGUGGGUUUCCUAUUAAUACUCAAGACAAGGUAUUACAAUAUUAUGAUACUGGAUAUUAGGAUGCUUAUUUAGGACUGGGUCCUAUUGGCUAAAGAAUUAAAUGUACUAGUUAAUACAAUUAUUGUUGAUUGAACAGUAAAUUUGUUAAUUAAAUUUGUAAAAAAACAACCUGUAAAAGAUGUAGUCGGCUCUUUCCUUUUUUCAAAAUCCCACUGCCCAUUUUCCUUUCUCUCCUUUUGAUUUCCACCUUAAUGCUUCCCAAUCUGGCAGCUCUUAUCUUUAAACAUCUUUCACUGUGCACCUCCACAUCCCAGUCCUCAUCUCUCCAACCAUGACAGGUGCUCGUCUUCUAUGGCCAUCAGUGCCACACACCAGCAAUUUCCCAUCAGGUUUUCACUGUGGACUUAGUGUAACCACUUUGAGAGUGUGCAGUGGUUAAAUCUGGCAUUGUUAACCACAUAGUAUAUUACUCCUUUGUAUACUACCAGAAGUCAAGUCAACUUUCUUUCUAAUGUUUCAGCCACAGGUCUUUUUCAAAAUUACAAUCAAGCUGGCUACUAUAUAAUACUCUCUGUUUUUGGUAUACAUGUACAAUACAAGUAAAACAAAUAUACAUUGAUAAACUCAAAAAUACUUACAGCUGAAACGUCAAAAUAAAAGUUGACUUUGCUUCUUGUUGGUAUUUUUAUCUCUGAAGGUAACUGUGAAGUAAUUCAGUUUGUGUUAAUGAUGUGAAUGGCUUUUUUUUCACAGCAGCUAAUGACUUAAAUUCCAUAAUUUGCAAAACAUUAACAUAGUUCUUCCAUUAUUUGAACUAAUAUUAUAUUGCAGUGAAAAGAGUUAUCAUAGUCAUGUGCAUGCACCAUAUAUAGAAAUAUUUUGCUACCUGUAUGUAUACAUACAAAUAAACUGAUUGAAGACUU